GGGGGCAGCGCAAAGCGAGCCAUGUGUGCGAGGCAGAAAGGAGACUGGGGCGAGCGCUGGUAAGCGAUCUAAGCGGAGCGCUGGCCGCCCAGAAUGGGACAGAUCGCGGACCGCUGCGGGCUUCGCGUCGCAGGACUUACAAAGCGCUUUGCUCGCCGCUGCCCCCUCAAGCGCAUCUGCUGAAAGCGGACAGGCGGACGGGGGGCGAACAAGAGAGGAAUGGCCGAUCCUCUGCGGAGGACCAUACUAGCAAAACUCCGUGGGAAGAAAUCCAAGAAAGGGAGCGCAGUUGCCGGAUUCAGCCUGUCGGCUAACGGGGGCGGAGAAGGUAAAGACGAACUUUUGCCAAAACGAAAGGAGCAGAAGCAACGAGCAAUAAUUAUACCUGAGUUAAGUGAUAUGCCCGACACUAUGUGGGGUGAGGCGAGCGUUUUUUACGGGGGAUUUAAUAAUAGCGACAUGGGUUUAGUGCGUGAGAAUACAAUGAUUAGCAAUGAAGUGUCCCAGUACGGGGCUUUCAUGGACAUUAGCUUCAGACUGGGGAAUGAUCGGGCCGGUGAAAACCUAGGAGUUAAUGAGGAGCUCCUGGGGGUCCGAGAUCAAAGGCAAACUUCGGCAACUGAGAGCGUCAAAAAUGCGGUGGGGUUUAAUAGGCAGGAGCUUCAUUUCGCCGGACAAGUGCGACCCGAUUGCUUUGGGAGUCGGGGACAGAAUCAGCACGCUGUCCCCGUGCGAAAGUAUUCACUUGGGGACUCUAUAGGAUUUGGGACGUGUGAAAAUUACACUGAAAACGGUAAAACGGUGCGUGCAGAUGUUAAAGUGACAGGCAGAGACGAAACUUUUUCGAAGAAUAAAAGCUGUGAAGAUGAUUUACGGAUCCCCUGCCAGGGAAGGGGUUUUAUCGAUGCCUUUGUGGUGAGAAACAAUGCCGGUAUGCGGACAAACGAUGCUAAUAAUGAGACGCAGACCUAUCGGUUUCAGGCUCCUGGGGUGUAUCAGUUUGAUCGUGAUAAAGUAGAGGAACACAUUUUGAUAAGAAAUAUAGAAAGUUACGGCAGUUCACCUGAACCCACCGGGUUGAAUAAAAUAAGUUUUCAAAAUACUGCGUUUUUCCCCACCGAGCUGCAGAUAUGCGAUGGGAACGAUCGUCCCCAGUGCGUUAGAGAUGGAGCCCAACGCCAUUCGUUAGACAGCGAAGACGACGAUUACUAUGAUAAUGAAAAUCUGCCUUUUUAUGAAUCUGAGUCUCAAAACAUUGAAAUUAACGAUGGAAAAAGUUCUGGUCAGUUUGAAGUCAGAAACUGCGGCAGUGCGCUGGAAACUGACAGACUUACGAUCCAGUUGAAAGAAGCCUACAAUUUACUAAUAAAUGCAAUGCAGGAUAUCCGUUUUGAUUGUCCAGUAGUGGUCAAUGGAUUCGCUGGCCAGACAAGCGCCUCUAGUCACUCUCAGGACAGUGUUUGUUCACAGUCCUCUGCAAAGGUCAUAGAUAGUGACGCAUGGUCUUCCGGAAAAAACAGUCCUCAGCAGCUGUCAGACACAGAUUCUUUAAUAUUGAAUUCAAUUAAAACUCAUGAGCCGUGUUUCAAGAUUUCCCUAAUCAGUAAGAGCUAUGAGAACCUGUCAGCUACAGAAGCGAGGCCACUUCUUCAGAGGUCUGUAAGUGAUGGUGCAAUAGAGUACCCCGUAAGUCUGUCAUGCACCAAAAGCCUCGCUUCCCAAAUUUGUGUUAUCCAUGACUGUGAGGAAUUGGCGUCUACAAUGGAUGGGCAUGAGGAAAAGUCAAUAUGUCAUGGGAUAAGCAGCAAUGAUCUUAUGGAGAAUGGCUGUGACGGUCUCCUGAAUGAGAGCAGUGGUUCCAAUAAUAGCCUUACCGGUUCAUCUGAUUGCGUGGAGACACAGGGCUGCAGACGUGAUUUAAACAGGGCCCAGGGGGUGUCCCCUAAGCCCCACGGGGUGACAGUCAACAAGAUGCAGGAAUGGAUGCACAAAGGACGCAUGCUGUCCUCGGAGAUGAGGCAGCGCCUCACGGGUUCGUCCCCCUGUGUCCAUGGCGCCUCUAGUCCACAGUCUGGCCAUGGGUUUUCAAACAGGACAAAAUCCAGCACCCAGACGACCAGCAUGCAAGGCAGAAAAAGAGUACCACAACAGUCAGCUCUCAUUGAAAACGUCCACAACUCCAUCACAGCCACCGUGGAGGUGAGAACCGGCAGGGCGAAUGAGCCUCCGCUAAACACCAUCACUGUGUCCAAGAAACGUAACUGGCUGCAGCAGAGUUCAGUGAAGAGUCUCUCUGCUGAGGGUAGCAUGCUGCUGGAGGAGGAUGAAGCCCGGGGGGCUAAAUCUGCUAGCACUUUAUCCGAGGCCCACUGGACGAAUCUCACAGCACCAUCAUUGGGCCUCUGCAAACAGCCAUGUCCGCAGCCAGCUCACACCGCGGUGAGCCAAGACGAGAGCACCCCCCAGCCCGGGUCUGCAGACCCAGCUGAGGAGAACGACGCAGACGACGAAGGAGAGAUCUGGUAUAACCCCAUUCCCGAGGAUGAGGAGCUGGACCUGCCCCGUGACCCGGCGGUACGGCCGCAGGCACCCCCCGGGUCAGAACCACAGGGCCCCCGGGGCACACCGAGCGGAGGGGAUGCGGGGAGGAUUCGAGGGCCGUCUCCGACCAGUCCGGAAGGCACAGACGAGUGUCAGGGUGGCCUGGGGAAUGAGGCAGGUCACGCAAAUGCCGUACAUUCCAGCGAACCAGCACAGCUGCACAGGCAGAUGUUUGUGUGCAAGGCGUCAGAAGGGAGACCCACGCCCAGGGCAGCAGCCCUAGAUACCAUUGAAGGGCCCGGUUCUGGUUUUUCGCCUCCGUCAAGCCCCAACCCCACAAAGAAGGGCGGUUCAAUCAACUGGUCUUUCCCAGAAAAGAUCAAGUCUCCACGCACAGUGAGGAAGCUCUCCAUAAGGAUGCGGAAGCUUCCAGAACUGAGCAGGAAGCUGAGUGUGAAAGGAGCCUCCACGGUCAACCAGGCAGAGCCACGACCCUUAGGACCCAAACUGAACCAUGUCGUGGACCCUAGCCAGUCUCCCCCAUGCCGCCCAUCCAGGGGCGGCCAGACAGCAGCUAGCAGAAACGUCAUUUCCCGCUACCACUUAGACAGCAGUGUUUCCACACAGAACAAUUACAAAAAGAAGAGUAGUCAAGGCUCAAAGUCUGCCAGUAAAGGAGGGUACCUCAGUGAUGGUGACUCCCCGGAGCUGGUAGCCAAGUCAGGGAAACAUGGUUGGGAAGGUAAAGGAGGGAAGAGCAAGGAGUCCCCAGCGAGCAUCAUCUCGAAGCCGCAUGGCUCCGAGCUGGACAUUGACGCUUUCCGUCACUAUAGCUUUGUGGACCAGCCGAAGUGCUCGCAGUACAUCUCAGGCCUUAUGAACCUGCACUUCUAUGGGGCCGAGGACCUGAAGCCACCACGCAUGGAUUCUCGAGAAGUCUUCUGUGCCAUCCAAGUGGAUUGUGUCAACAAAGCCCGCACAGCCCUGCUUACCUGCAGGACCACCUUCCUGGACAUGGACCACACCUUCAACAUUGAGCUGGAGAACGCUCAGCACCUCAAGUUGGUGGUGUUCAGCUGGGAGCCCACACCACGCAGGAACCGUGCCUGUUGCCACGGCACCGUGGUGCUGCCCACGCUCUUCAGGGUCAGCAAGGCCCACCAGUUGGCCGUCAAGCUGGAGCCGCGGGGCAUCAUCUACGUGAAGCUCAACCUAAUGGAGCAGUGGAAGAACUCGCUGGAUGGGCCUGACGACGGCGAGCACGAGUCUCAGGUGUUCGGGGUGGAGGUGUGGAAGGUGGUGGAGCGGGAGAAUGUCGGACUCAUGUUGCCCGUGCUAAUUGACAAGUGCAUCACAGAGAUUGAGAAGAGGGGGUGUCAGGUGGUGGGUCUCUAUCGCCUCUGUGGUUCGGCAGCGGUGAAGAAGGAGCUGCGAGAGGCCUUUGAGAGGGACAGCCGGCUUGUGGAACUUUCCGAGAACCUGUACCCUGAUGUCAAUGUCAUCACAGGUGUUCUGAAGGAUUACCUGCGGGAGUUACCAUACCCCUUGAUAUCCAAGAAUUUGUAUGAAGCUGUUCUCGACUCUAUGGCUAAGAGGCCCCUGCGGAUCGGUGCCAAUGGGAACGAGAAUGACCACUCAGACUCUGAGCACACUGUCGGUCUCCUGGAAAUCCUGCCUGAAGUCGAGAAGGCUACCUUACGGAGGUUGCUUGACCAUUUGAAGCUGGUGGCCUCUCACCACGAGGUGAACAAAAUGACCUGCCAGAAUCUGGCCGUGUGCUUCGGCCCGGUGCUACUCAGCCAGAGGCAAGAGGCAUCCAGCCAUAGCAAACGGGUUUUCAUUGACUCGGAGGAGCUGGCCAGUGCCUUGCACUUCAAGAAGCACAUCGAGGUGCUGCAUUACCUCCUGCAGCUAUGGCCAGUCAUAGACUCCCAAAGCGCAGCGGCCUCUCCGGUGAAGGAGCCCCCAGCCGAGGUGGCUGUUGCCCCCCAGUACUUGCGCAGGCGCAGGGAGCGUCCACAGGUGCUGAACGUGAGCGAGGAGGAGAUUGCAGGCGUGCUCCGGCCGAAACCUGGCCGCUUGGACAGUCCCAGCAACCGCUACGCGGGGGACUGGAGCCGCUGUGGAGAGAGCUACCUGCAGCCACUGAAAGCGCCGGUCAGCGAGGACGUCGACUAUGACGACGUGCCGUCGGAGGAUGUGCAGGACACAGGCGAUCUGCAAGAGAAGCCAGAACAGGCGCCUCCAGCAGAAGAGGAGAAGGGCGGACGUCAGGGUGAAGAACAGGGCGAGGAGAGCAGCUCAGUGGACGUCCGAGCGCACGUUCCUACCGGUCCCGUUUUUACAACCCAGCAGCACCUAGUCAACGAGCACAGGUACCAGGCGUUUGUGAAGAUCCAGAACUUUACCCCAGUCCUAAGUAACAGGGUCAACCUCAAGGAUCUGCAGGAGAGCAUCGACACCCUUAUCGGCAACUUGGAGAGGGAACUGAACAAAAACAGAAUAAGUGUUGGCUAGCAACGAUGCUAACCAGCAAACCAUGCAUCAGAAUUGCAAGUUAAUGGCUCAGGGCUGGCCAUGACAGUGUUCUAAACUUCAGAACAAGGGUGUAUCUGGAAGUUCCCUUGUUCUGUAGAACAUUCAUCCUUUGUGGUUUUCGUCAUCUGUUACGGGCACCCUGCAGUGCUUUCUUUUUAACAUUGCAACUGCUCCUCUUCAUCUUCUUCUUAUUAGAAGAAUUCAUUAACCCUAUGGGGUAUUAAAGGUGCCUUCAUUGUUAAAGGUUGUACAGACUGAGACAUUUUUUUUUAAAAGAUGUACAGUUUAACGUAAACUGAUGCACUUAAAAAGCAGACUUUGGGAGAGCAUGUUUAGAUGUAGUGGUCUUGAAAUAUUGUACAGGAUAAUGAACCUUUAGCACUAGAUUUUGGAGCUCAGCAAAUGACAGAUACUAGGGUACUAGGGUAAAUUAGUAAGUGUCCACUAGGUGUUCAUAGAUGCUAUUCUGUUUUAAAAGCUAAAGAUGUAUAUUCUACGAUAAAAUGUUUCUUUAUAUUACUGUACAAAAUAUAGUUUUGUACUUUUUUUAACUGUAUAUUUUUGAUAUAUCACAAAAUAUCAGAGCAAAAUACUGUUUCUAAAAAAUUAGUUCACAUUUCGUACAGAAAAUUAUUUUGAUAAAGACCUCAUUUAUAACAGCUAUAAUAGUAAGUUUGGUACCUAAUGAAUGAAAGUCAUCCAGGGAUAAAGAAUUAUCAGUAUUUUUCAUAAAGAGACAUGCAUACAUCUGGGAUGUACAUUAUUUAACGUUAUUACCAUAAUAUAAUUUCUAUCAUUGGAAUGUUUAUAUAUAUUGCUUAAUAAAAAAUAUGCCCCUUUGUUUUACUA
Molecule: messenger RNA, 5928 nt
Organism: Paramormyrops kingsleyae
Lineage: Eukaryota; Metazoa; Chordata; Actinopteri; Osteoglossiformes; Mormyridae
Gene: syde2
Product: synapse defective 1, Rho GTPase, homolog 2 (C. elegans)
Biological process (GO): regulation of Ras protein signal transduction; cell migration; signal transduction
Cellular component (GO): synaptic membrane
Molecular function (GO): GTPase activator activity
Source: RefSeq, a predicted model, not a curated record